UAAAAGCUGCAGUGAGAGUGAGGGAGUGUGAGAGUGAGACAGAACUGCUGAAAGAAGCUUUACUGAAGAAAUCAACUGCAGACAUGAAGUUCGCCCUCCUUCUGCUCACAGCCGUGCUGUGCUGCCUGCAAGUGUCAGGACAAGUGAAAUUUGGAGCACUUUGCAGCGGAAAUCCUGGAAACAGCAAGAGACCCUGUGACAACAAAUAUGGCUGCGGAAACUACGGAGCUAGCCGUGAUGGAGGAAAGCGUAAACACCUGGGUUUGGACAUCACGUGUUCUGAUGGGGCGACGGUCUUUGCCCCGUUUGACGUGACACUCAAUGGGAAAGCUGCUCCGUACAAAAAAAACAACGCUAUUAAUGAUGGUGUGAGCCUCAGCGGGGCGGGUUUGUGCUUUAAGCUGUUCUACGUGAAGCCGGAUAAAUACUCCGGGUCUUUGAAGAAGGGUCAGAGGCUGGGCACCAUGCUGCCCAUGCAGAAGGUCUACCCUGGAAUCGGAUCCCACGUCCACGUCCAGAUGUGCGACAAGUCCGACCCCACCAAGUACUUCUGAACCAUCAGCUGGACGAAUUAUCCCGACGUUCACAACGUCUCUUAACUACAGUACCACACUCCUUUAACUGAACUUUAACUGGUGAAAUAUUACAUUUAUAUACUAAAACAUGUUUUUAUGUUGCUAAAAGGUUAAUAAAGCUGUUGCAAUAUAUGGUCAAACAGUGGGAACAAACUUAAGCUUUAAGAUGCUUCUCCAUACUUAUUGAUCCCCUUAAUAUUACCUUUGGGGUCAAACUGACCUCAGUCAAAUUCAGUAUUUAAAAAAUACUAAUAUUGUCUUUAUGCUUCUUCUUCAGUGAUCAUAAUAUAUUUUCACGGUCUGGUAAAUUAAAACCAAAACACUUGUAAUGUGCAAAAUUGUGUAUAUUAAUUAAAUGCAUAAAUAAAAUGUUUUUUUAUUUGUGUUUUUUUUAAAUGUAGCAAUUUAAAAAGUACAUUUGAAAGGCUUUGAAAUAUAUAUUUUAAAUUUAAGUUUGAAACAUUUUUUUUGUAUUUUCUGUAAAAAAUGAAAUUUAAAAAGUUUUAAAAAUGAACAAUUUGUGUAAUUGUGAUAUUUCACACUGUUUCAAUAUGCUAAAUGACAAUGGAAUAAUUGUAUCUUCUGCUUUAAGCUUCUUUCAGUUUCCUGUUUCUGUAAACUCUACAGUCUAAUAAAGCUUCAAAGAUGGAACAUUA
This is a messenger RNA of Astyanax mexicanus (Mexican tetra), 1231 nucleotides long. RefSeq names its product leukocyte cell-derived chemotaxin-2. The transcript has 5 exons. The coding region runs from base 84 to 554 and encodes 156 amino acids. NCBI's taxonomy places the organism in Eukaryota, Metazoa, Chordata, Actinopteri, Characiformes, Acestrorhamphidae. The record is from RefSeq and is a predicted model, not a curated record.